Molecule: messenger RNA, 2920 nt
Organism: Malus domestica (apple)
Lineage: Eukaryota; Viridiplantae; Streptophyta; Magnoliopsida; Rosales; Rosaceae
Product: auxin response factor 18
Biological process (GO): regulation of DNA-templated transcription; response to hormone
Cellular component (GO): nucleus
Molecular function (GO): DNA binding; protein binding
Source: RefSeq, a predicted model, not a curated record
GUUUAAGCAUUUUGCAAUUUAGUAUAAUAACAACAUGACUUGUAAAAAGAAGCAGCAGUUUUGGGGAUUUGGUAACGUCGAUUCAGAUUAAACAAAACCCAGCAGAAUACACUCACAGAGACAGAAGAGAGAGAGUCUUAGAGAGAGAGAGAGAGAGAGAGAGAGAGAGAGAGAGAGAGGAGAAGAGAGAGCUGUUUUCGCUUGGGCUGAGAAGCCAAAGCAAAAGGCUGGUUUGUAACUGAAACGCCCUCAUCAGAGAGAGAGAGAGAGUAUUAAAAUUCACAGUCGUUACAGAGAAAAAGUAAAAAAAGAUAAAAGAAAAAGGAGGGAGAGUAGCAGAGCCACAAGCAAUAAUGGCCGCUUCCAUAACCGUCCUGUCUGUUUAGCCUUUUUGCUCUCCUUCUUCUGGGUCUCUUGUUUGUAAAUGGUGUACGUUAUUAUGGUAUUUCACCCAUUACUGCCUCAGCAUUGAAGACCCUGCUGUUUUGAGCUUUCCUUCUUCUUCUUCUUGAUUUGUUUCAGUGCUGCAAUUCCUCUGCUCUCUGCUCCUCCGCUGCCCUGAACGACCUCGUUUGAGCUCUUGAAUGGCACACCUCGAGUGUGACUCCUCGAUUUCUCGUGCGGAAACAGGUUUGGGAGGUGAUGAUCUGUAUACAGAGCUAUGGAAGUUGUGUGCAGGGCCUCUGGUGGAUGUACCAAGGCCUGGAGAUAAGGUCUUCUACUUUCCUCAAGGUCAUAUGGAACAACUGGAAGCAUCAACAAAUCAGGAACUGAACCAGCAAAUCCCUCUCUUUAAUCUUCCCUCAAAGAUCCUUUGUAGUGUGGUCAAUAUUCGAUUACUGGCAGAACAAGAAACAGAUGAGGUUUAUGCUCAAAUCACUUUGCAUCCAGAAGCAGAUCAAAGUGAACCUACAAGUCCUGAUCCAUGCAAACCCGAAGCUCCAAAGCCAACGGUUCACUGGUUUUGCAAGAUUUUGACAGCUUCCGAUACAAGCACCCAUGGAGGGUUCUCAGUCCUUCGAAAGCAUGCCACCGAGUGCUUACCUCCGUUGGACAUGAACCAAGCAACUCCAACUCAGGAGUUAAUCGCCAAAGAUCUUCAUGGGUAUGAGUGGAAAUUUAAGCACAUCUUUAGAGGUCAACCGCGGAGGCAUUUACUUACCACAGGAUGGAGUACAUUCGUCACUUCAAAAAGAUUGGUUGCUGGUGACGCCUUUGUGUUUUUGAGGGGUGACAAUGGGGAAUUACGGGUUGGGGUUCGGCGUCUAGCUCGUCAACAGAGUCAGAUGCCAUUAUCUGUGAUAUCAAGCCAGAGCAUGCAUCUUGGAGUGCUUGCAACUGCUUCGCAUGCUCUUAUGACCAAAACACUGUUUGUUGUGUAUUCCAAGCCAAGGACUAGCCAGUUCAUUGUUUGCUUAAACAAAUAUCUGGAGGCCAUCAACAAUAAAUUCUCGCUUGGGAUGCGCUUCAGGAUGCGAUUUGAGGGAGAAGAAUCUCCUGAAAGAAGGUUCACAGGCACAAUAGUUGAGGUUGGGGAUUUAUCUCCUCAGUGGUUGGAGUCUAAAUGGCGAUCGUUGAAGGUUCAAUGGGAUGAGCAUGCUGCAGUUCAAAGGCCAGAGAGGGUUUCUCCUUGGGAUAUUGAACUUUUUGUAGCUUCUGCUCCUUUAAAUCUUGCUCAACCAGUGGUAAAGAGUAAAAGGCCUCGGCCUGUAGAAAUUGCUUCAUCUGUUACCACCAAUUCAGCUGCUUCAGCAUUUUGGUAUCAUAGCUCACCCCAGACCACAGAGUUAAACCAAUUAGGUGGUGUUCCGGAAGUCCAAAGCUCUAGUAGUCAGAUUGUCUGGCCUAUGAGGCAGAAAGAAAGCAAUAGCAGCAGUUACUCUAGCGCAAGGGUAUGCUCAGAUGGCAUCUGGCCUUCUUCCCCGAACGUGACUGUUUCUUUGUGCCUUUUCCCAGACUCAAAGGAAAGCAACAAGAAUGUAACUAUAGGGUCUGUGCUCUCUAGCUUUGCCUCCCCAAUUACCUCAAAGCCAAAUAAUGUCCCGAUGCAUGACCAGGUUGAAAACGGGAAAAAAUCUGACACUUCAGGUUUUAGGUUGUUUGGUUGCAAUUUGACAAACAACACUAAAACAACUUGUCCUCAAGAGCUAGUGUUUAAAACAAUGCCGUCUGGUGCCAAAGGACCUAUUCCAGCUGAUGCAUUUGAAUCCGAUCAGAUUCUGGAUGUUUCGAAGCUGUCAAAAGAGCAGAAACAAGUAAUCUUGGAGGCCUCACCAAAAGAAACACAGGGCAAGCAAGGAUUGACUCUUUCAAUGAGAACUCGCACUAAGGUGCAAAUGCAAGGGGUUGCUGUUGGUCGUGCUUUGGACUUGACUGCAUUGAAAGGCUACGAUCAUCUAAUUGAUGAGCUAGAGAAAAUGUUUGAGAUCAAAGGGGAGCUUCGUCCACAGAACAAAUGGGCAGUUGUUUUCACGGAUGAUGAAAAUGACAUGAUGCUUAUGGGCGAUGAUCAAUGGCCAGACUUCUGUAAGCUGGUGAAGAAGAUAUUUAUAUAUUCAAGCGACGAGGUACAGAAGAUGAACAGAUUCAAGCUUCAGAGUUCAUCUUUAGAUUGUGAAGGGACGGUAAGCAUGGAUUCUGAGCGUAGAUUGGAACAUGAUUAGUUCAACUUCCCUUUUUGCUUCUUGUGGUGGUAGUUGUUUUACUCAUAUUUUUAGAGCAUGCUGUAGGAAAACAGAAGGGGGCUAGGUGGGAUUUAGGGGUUUUGUUUUGGUGCUGGGUUAGCAAAGCAACUACUCUUAAUCAGGACUAGAAAAUGGAAAUCUGUCAAUACUUGGUGUGGGUUAGGAUGAGUCGGCCUGUAAAAAUACAUAAUAUGUAUGUUUGCCAUUUGGUUUUCAAUUUAGUCCUUUGGUUUUAU